Molecule: messenger RNA, 180 nt
Organism: Rhizophagus irregularis DAOM 181602=DAOM 197198
Lineage: Eukaryota; Fungi; Glomeromycota; Glomeromycetes; Glomerales; Glomeraceae
Source: RefSeq, a predicted model, not a curated record
AUGAAAGAAAGUUAUGAAAAUAAGAUUUCUUUUCCAACGAUCAAUUCUUUUGGAAUGGAAAUUAUAUUAGAAUACAUUUAUACUGGAUCAAUUAAAAAUGAAUCUUUAACAAAGGAUAAUAUAAUUGAAACUUUUUAUGCUGCUGACUAUUUUCAAUUACCAGACCUUCAGGAUUUUAUU